Tupaia belangeri chinensis (Chinese tree shrew) is the source of this 6329-nucleotide messenger RNA. It is a transcript of the gene ARHGEF11, whose product is annotated as Rho guanine nucleotide exchange factor 11. Gene Ontology annotation, biological process: Rho protein signal transduction; G protein-coupled receptor signaling pathway. Gene Ontology annotation, molecular function: G protein-coupled receptor binding; guanyl-nucleotide exchange factor activity. The transcript has 43 exons. The coding region runs from base 1136 to 5875 and encodes 1579 amino acids. Gene Ontology annotation, cellular component: cytoplasm. The record is from RefSeq and is a predicted model, not a curated record. Lineage: Eukaryota; Metazoa; Chordata; Mammalia; Scandentia; Tupaiidae.
CCCCGCCCCAUCCACAGUAAUACCCCGAGCGAGUAAUAAUAAGGGAGCAGUUUUUCUGGCCAGGCGAGAGAGGGACAGAGAGAGAGGGAGAGAGAGAACGGGGACGGGAGGAAGCGAAAUCUCCGUUUCAUGGAGGCUGAGGCGAGAGAGAUUUUCGGAGCUUGGAUGUGGAGGAGCAAAACAGCAGAACUAACUCAGGAAAUUGUCUUGGAGAAAAAGGCCGAACGUAGGCUGGGUCUGAGGAUCAGGCUGGGGUAGGUGGGGGAACCCGCAAGUUUAAAGCGAAAAGGAAAAGCGAGGUAUUUCCAGAGGUUCUCUCUGUGUGUGGUUAGUGCUUCCAUUUUAAAGGUAAAAAGCAUUGCAUUUCAGGUGUUCUUUGAUUUGUGUGUGUGUGUAAUUGGCAUUUAAGAAUUUCAAAAUCUUUAAUUUUUUUAAAAGACAAUAUCCAUACAUUGUUGGUUCCCAGGGUUUCACUGGAGUUGGAAGGAGUGCUGUUGUGUACAUACUAUUGUAUGGUUUUAUUUAUUAUUAUUUUUUUUACUGUGCAAAUCAGCUGGAAGAUUUUUUUUCUAAGUGCCAUAUCGGAUUUAUUCAUCCUUUUUUUUUUUUUUUUUUUUCCUUCUCUCAAAUAUAUCUGCUGUUGUCAUUUUAAGCAUCGGGAACCAGAAUUUUUUUUUUUUUCCUCCUCUGGAGCUGGAGGUUCUCUUGCCAACAGAAGGACAGCUGGGAAAACUGGAUUAAAAGGAUGGUUUUUAUCUGUAUUUUGCAGUUAAGACUGAUAUUUUGAAGGCACAUUCUUUCUGUGAUUUUUUUUUUUUAAGACCAUAGUGCUAACCUUGAAGAGAUUUGUGGUUGAAUUUUUGGUUUCUAAGAAGGUCACAGUUUUUCCUCUUUUUAUUUUUGGUCUUUUUUUUUUAAGAGGGGGAGGGGAAAAGGGCUAAGAGAGGAGACCAUGUUAACUGGUAGAAGUGGAGUGGAGCUUCAGUUACCAGGGUCUUGAGAGGUGCAGGAAAAGGGAUCCACUCUUCAAGUUGGGAGGCCCUCCUCUCGUCUUUCUUAAAAAUUGCAAGCGAUUCGAUCUUCAUCAAGACACCAAAGCUACGGGAUUCUGGAACCGUGGAGACACCGAGAAACCAUGAGUGUAAGGUUACCCCAGAGUAUAGACAGAUCAGCCAGUAAAAAGCAGUCUCACCUGUCCAGCCCCAUUGCAGCCUGGUUAAGCAGCCUGUCUUCUCUGGGAGAUUCUGCACCUGAGCGCAAGUCCCCUUCCCACCAUCGCCAGCCAUCUGAUACCUCCGAGACCACAGGUCUUGUACAGCGCUGUGUCAUCAUCCAGAAGGACCAGCAUGGCUUUGGCUUCACGGUCAGUGGGGACCGCAUCGUGCUGGUGCAGUCUGUGCGGCCUGGAGGUGCAGCCAUGAAAGCUGGUGUGAAAGAGGGCGACCGGAUCAUCAAAGUCAAUGGCACCAUGGUGACCAACAGCUCACACCUGGAGGUGGUGAAGCUUAUCAAAUCUGGUGCCUACGUCGCACUGACCCUCCUGGGCUCCUCACCUGCAUCUGUCGGUGUCUCUGGGCUCCAGCAGGAUCCAUCCCCAGCAGGAGCUCCCCGAGUCACCUCUGUGAUCCCCCCACCACCACCUCCUCCACCUCUGCCGCCUCCACAGCGCAUCACUGGACCCAAACCUCUGCAGGAUCCUGAAGUUCAAAAACAUGCCACCCAAAUCCUCAAGAAUAUGCUGAGGCAGGAGGAGAAAGAGUUACAGCGUAUCUGUGAGGUGUAUAGCCGGAACCCCGCCAGCCUGCUGGAAGAGCAGAUCGAAGGUGCCCGGCGGCGAGUCACUCAGCUGCAGCUGAAGAUCCAGCAGGAGACUGGUGGCUUAGUGGACAUUCUUCCUCUGUAUGGUGACGCCAGCCAGAGACCAUCGGAAGGCCGACUCUCUCUGGAUUCCCAGGAGGGGGACAGCGGCUUGGACUCAGGGACAGAGCGCUUUCUUUCCCUUAGUGAGUCGCUAAUGAAUCGGAACUCAGUACCAUCAGACCCCGGGCUUGACAGUCCCCGAACCUCUCCUGUGAUCAUGGCCAGGGCGACCCAGCACCACAGGCGGCAGGGUUCGGACGCACCUGUCCCCCCCACCAGCGACCAGGGUGUAGAUCAAAGCCCCAAGCCUUUAAUUAUCGGCCCAGAGGAAGAUUAUGACCCGGGUUAUUUCAACAACGAGAGCGACAUCAUAUUCCAGGACCUUGAGAAACUGAAGUUGCAUCCUGCUCACCUGGGGGUUUUCCUACGCUACAUCUUCUCUCAGGCAGACCCCAGUCCACUGCUUUUUUACCUGUGUGCAGAAGUGUACCAGCAGGCCAACCCCAAGGACUCCCGGAGUUUGGGAAAAGACAUCUGGAACAUCUUCCUAGAGAAAAACGCACCUCUGAGAGUGAAGGUCCCCGAGAUGCUGCAGGUGGAGAUCGACUCACGCCUUCGGAGUGGCGAGGAUGCCCGCGGAGCUCUCUGCGAAGCUCAGGAGGCGGCCUUGCCAGAGAUCCAGGAGCAGAUGCACGAGUACAGGACAAAGCGCACCCUAGGCCUGGGCAGCCUGUAUGGAGAGAAUGACCUGCUGGACCUGGAUGGGGACCCUCUCCGGGAGCGCCAAGUGGCUGAGAAGCAGCUGGCUGCCCUGGGCGACAUCCUGUCCAAGUACGAGGAAGAAAGGAGUGCCCCCAUGGACUUCGCUCUCAACACCUACAUGAGCCAUGCCGGGAUCCGUCUUCGAGAGGCACGACCUUCCAGCACAACUGAAAAGGCCCAGGCUGCUCCUGACAAGGACAAAUGGCUCCCCUUCUUUCCAAAGACCAAGAAGAGCAGCAACUCCAAGAAAGAAAAGGAUGCCUUGGAGGACAAGAAGCGAAACCCAAUCCUCAAAUACAUCGGAAAGCCCAAAAGCUCCUCCCAGAGCACAUUUCAUAUUCCCUUGUCCCCUGUGGAAGUCAAACCCGGCAACGUGAGGAACAUUAUUCAGCACUUUGAGAACAACCAACAGUGUGAUGCCCCAGAACCUGGGACACAGCGACUGUCGACAGGAAGCUUUCCUGAGGACCUGCUGGAAAGUGACAGUUCACGCUCAGAGAUCCGCCUGGGCCGCUCUGAGAGCCUCAAGGGCCGGGAAGAGAUGAAGCGGUCUCGGAAGACAGAGAACGUGCCCCGGUCCCGCAGCGACGUGGACAUGGACGCCGCAGCAGAGGCUACUCGCCUUCACCAGUCAGCCUCCUCCUCUGCCUCCAGCCUCUCCACCAGGUCUCUUGAGAACCCAACACCUCCCUUCACCCCCAAAAUGGGCCGCCGGAGCAUUGAGUCCCCCAGCUUGGGGUUCUGCACAGACCCCCUCCUUCCCCACCUCCUAGAGGACGACCUGGGCCAGCUGUCCGACCUGGAGCCAGAGCCAGAUGCGCAGAACUGGCAGCAUACAGUGGGCAAGGACGUGGUGGCCGGGCUAACCCAGAGGGAGAUCGACCGGCAGGAGGUCAUUAAUGAGCUGUUUGUGACUGAAGCAUCUCACCUGCGCACGCUGCGGGUCCUGGACCUCAUCUUCUACCAGAGGAUGAAGAAGGAGAACCUGAUGCCCCGAGAGGAGCUGGCCCAGCUCUUUCCUAACUUGCCAGAGCUCAUCGAGAUCCACAAUUCCUGGUGUGAGGCCAUGAAGAAGCUCCGGGAAGAGGGCCCCAUCAUCAGAGAGAUCAGCGACCUCAUGUUGGCUCGGUUUGACGGUGCCGCCCGGGAAGAGCUCCAGCAAGUGGCCGCACAGUUUUGCUCCCAUCAGUCCAUCGCCCUGGAGCUGAUCAAGACCAAGCAGCGCAAGGAGAGCCGCUUCCAGCUCUUCAUGCAGGAGGCCGAGAGCCACCCUCAGUGCCGGCGGCUGCAGCUUAGAGACCUCAUCAUCUCGGAGAUGCAGCGGCUCACCAAGUACCCCCUGCUGCUGGAGAGCAUCAUCAAGCACACGGAGGGGAGCUCCUCUGAGCAUGAGAAGCUCUGCCGGGCCCGCGACCAGUGCCGGGAGAUCCUCAAGUACGUGAAUGAGGCAGUGAAGCAGACCGAGAACCGGCACCGCUUAGAGGGCUACCAGAAACGGCUAGACGCCACCGCCCUGGAGAGGGCCAGCAACCCGCUGGCAGCAGAGUUCAAGAGCCUGGAUCUUACAACCAGAAGGAUGGUCCACGAGGGGCCCCUGACCUGGAGGAUCAGCAAGGAUAAGACCUUGGACCUGCACGUGCUGCUGCUGGAGGACCUCCUGGUGCUGCUGCAGAAGCAAGACGAGAAGCUGCUGCUCAAGUGCCACAGCAAGACGGCUGUGGGCUCCUCGGAUAGCAAGCAGACCUUCAGCCCCGUGCUCAAGCUCAACGCCGUGCUCAUCCGCUCUGUGGCCACAGAUAAGCGGGCCUUCUUCAUCAUCUGCACCUCCGAGUUGGGCCCACCCCAGAUCUACGAGCUGGUCGCCCUGACGUCCUCAGACAAGAACACGUGGAUGGAGCUCUUGGAAGAGGCUGUGCGCCAUGCCACCAGGCACCCUGGAGCUGCCCCAAAGCCCGUCCAUCCCCCGCCCCCUGGUCCCCAGGAGCCAGCCCACCAGGGCCCCUCACCCAUCAGGGGAGGACUGGAGGACUCAGAAGUGUUCCACAGUGAACCGGAACCUGAAGAGCAGCCUGGGGGCACUGAGCCCCAGCAGAGGGUGCCAGGGAAGCUCCACCCGGCGCUGCUGGAGGAUGCGGGGCAGGAGGGCAGUGGAGAGGAGGAAGAGCCCCGGGCCCUGUCCCACCCACCCACUCCCCUGGACGGAGAGAACAGGGGCAUCAGGGCAAGGGGCCCCAGCCAUCUGGCCCUCCCAGGCCCUCUGUUCAUGGAGGGGCUCGCUGAUUCCGCCCUGGAAGACGUGGAGAGCCUGCGGCACCUGAUCCUGUGGAGCCUGCUGCCAGGGCCCCCCGUGGAAGCACAGGCCGCUGGGGAGCCCGAGGAUGACUUGACGCCCACACCUUCCGUCAUCAGCGUCACCUCUCAUCCCUGGGACCCAGGCUCCCCGGGGCAAGGUCUUCCCAGAGGUGAAGGGAACAGCACCCAGCUCCCGGGGACAGAGGAGGGCCAGCCAGAACAGGAAGAUGUGGCUCUCUGUUCUCUGGAACACCUGCCCCCAAGGACCAGAAAUUCAGGGAUCUGGGAGUCUCCUGAGCUGGAUAGGAGUGCACCUGAAGAUGCUUCGGGCACAGAGGCCACAGGAAGUUACAAAGUUGUGAGAAAAGCCGAGAUGGCAGGCAGCAAGGUGGUCCCCGCGCUGCCCAGGAGUGGCCAGUCCGAACCUGAGCCACCUGACAUGGAAGGCGGAACAAAGGCGACGGGGAACUGUUUCUACGUCAGCAUGCCAGCGGGACCCUCGGACUCUAGCACUGACCCUUCGGGGGCACCUUGCAGCCCCUCCCAGCCUGACAGCCUCCCCACCUGGCAGACAGAGCAUCCGACCCAACUGCGGGCGGGCCAUGGAGGUCAAAGACGAGCCAGCCACUCGCUGCCCAGCCUGGCCUCCCGGGACGUGGGCAUGAUCUUCCGCACCAUUGAGCAGCUCACCCUCAAGCUCAAUAGGCUCAAGGACAUGGAGCUGGCCCACAGAGAGCUGCUCCGGUCCCUUGGGGGAGAGUCAUCUGGUGGCACCACGCCCGUGGGCAGUUUCCAUACAGAGGCAGCCAGGUGGGCAGACAGCUCCCUCUCGCCUCCAGCCAAGGAGCCCCUGGCCUCUGACACCAGGAACAGCCAUGACCCUGGGUCCUGCCCAGAAGAUGGCUCUGACACCCCCCCAGAAGACGGCACAGCAGACACAGCCAUGUCGCCAGGACUGUGACCACACACACUUCCAAAUCCUUUGCGUCCCCACCUCUCCUUCAGUACUGGCCUGAGGCAGGGGCACAGGGUGGGGAGACCCCAAACCUCCUCCCCGUGAAAGAGGUAGUGAGGGACACUGGGGUCCAUCCAAGGCCUGGGGGUUGACCCGGUCGCAUGUUGCUUGGUCUGCUCGGAUCCGAGUCAAAUUUCAGUGUCUUUUGCCCUCCCCCAGCCUCACCCUCCAGGGCAUGUGUCCCCUAAGCAUGCCGACUACGUCUGAAAGGCCCCACCACAGCUGUCUGCCCCGCGCUCACAUCCCUGUGUGCAGGGUCCCUGCGUGCCCAGACGUGCAGGUGAAAGGAGGCAGCUUCUGUGUAAAUGCACUUUCUCCCUCCCUUCUCCGCAGGACCCCCGGGGAGGUGGGUGCCUCCCCACUCCUCGUCACUUUGGUCUAUAAAUAUGUAUGUAUGAUA